AUAUUUUUUAUUAUUGUAGGUCGUUAUUUUGAUGAAAUAUCUCAAGAUACUGGCAAGUACUGUUUUGGUGUUGAAGACACUCUAAAAGCUUUAGAAAUGGGUUCAGUAGAAAUCUUAAUUGCGUGGGAAAACUUGGACAUAGUGCGAUAUGUUUUAAAAAAUCAUACGACAGAUGAGGAAAAAGUGCUUCAUCUGACUCCUGAGCAAGAAAAAGACAAAACGCAUUUCACAGACAGAGAGACAGGUGUUGAAUUAGAACUUGUUGAUUCAGUGCCUCUUUUAGAAUGGUUAGCGAACAACUAUAAAAGUUUUGGGGCUACUCUUGAAAUUAUAACUGAUCGAUCUCAGGAAGGCUCACAAUUUGUAAAAGGUUUUGGUGGAAUUGGAGGAAUCCUGCGGUACCGGGUGGACUUCCAAAGCCUUGAAGUUACUGAUGGCUUAGAUGAUUUUGACCUAGACGAUUUAUAAAUUUUUUAAAUUUUUGGUGCUAAGACUGUGCAUCAUUUAUGCGGGAUAAAUACUCGUUUUCAAUCCAACAUUGUAUGUGGAUUGGUUGAAUAGAACUCUGACCAAUUUUUGUACAGAAACUCUAAAAAAAUAAUAAUAUAAAACAUUCAGUUGGCUUUGGCAUCGACACUUGCAAAAGCCACAUUCAUAGAAUGUGGUUCUUGUGAUUUUGGGGUUUGGGAUAUAUAGAAAUUUACAUGAAAUUAAUUUAAAUACUGCUAAAAUGAUACUGGCAAUUAGCAUUUUUGAAGAAUGGUUUUGCAUAGUUGAUCAUUGGUUGUAAGCCACAGUGGCUUUGUGCCUGAUUUGCUUAUCAGCGUUAAAAGCUGGUGGGAGACUGGCGUUGCAACAGCUGAGCUCAAUUAUGUUGAAAAAAAUAAACGAUGCAAGUUGGGCUUGCGUCAAGCUGAUUUCUGCUCUGUUUAUUUUAUAUUUAAGAUUGUAUUUCACAGAAGUGAAAAAUUUUACUUUUCCAUGAUGUUUUGUAAUAAAAACUUUUUCACACUUUA
Molecule: messenger RNA, 1016 nt
Organism: Stegodyphus dumicola
Lineage: Eukaryota; Metazoa; Arthropoda; Arachnida; Araneae; Eresidae
Gene: eRF1
Product: eukaryotic release factor 1
Biological process (GO): translational termination
Molecular function (GO): translation release factor activity
Source: RefSeq, a predicted model, not a curated record